GGACACUUAAGUUUCCGAAAAUAACAAAAAUGACUGGCUGCUAUGCAACACAGUGAUUCACGGGGAUAAUAUUUUUUUCUACACAUUUGAAAAACCAAUAUCUACCGAGAAAACUCGUAAUGAACCGACGUUAUUAUUUCUUUUUAAAUCUAGUGCUCGAAGCCGAGAUUUUACACUAAUAUUAGAUGUUACUGCUCCAACAAAAUCAGUUAACGGUAUUAAGGUUAGGUGUUACGAUGUAGAAUUUUCUCGUUUACCGUAAUUGACACAAAUGCAAGUCUGGACCGAAAAAAAAUUGCACUAGCUUGACUGCAAAUCAACCAGAUUUGUGUUUGCCAUCUUGCAACUGAUGUAGACUCUAUCGAGAGGAGAUCAUAAAGAAGGUUUUUACAGAUCUUCAUCCCUGUAGAGAAUUAUGGAGUGGCCAGAAGAUUUUCCUGAGGACCAUGCGUUUGUUGAUCUGGUGGUUCCUGGGCUUUCCAGUCAGCUGGACUUUGAGCAGCUUACCAAAGACACAGAAGCGAAACUCAAACUCAAUGCCAACAGUAUUGAACAGCAGCUGCUAGAACUGCAAGCCAAAAUGGGAGACUCAAGUGGAGAUGGUCCACCCAGUCCAUCAGAGUGCCUGCAGUGGUUCAACGUGAAAAUGCUUAACAAUGUGAGGCCUGUCAGCACAGGGCAUCAAGAGCUCAUGUCCUUCUUCGGUUGCUUGCAAAAUUACCUGAGGUCUGAAGAAGAUGGAAGAGAAGAGGCGACGCUACAGCUAUUGCUAAAUCUUUCCACCAAGUGUGGUAUCUGCUUCCCUUGUACCCCUUCUUCGUCCUCACCAUGUUGUCCAAACCAACUCACUGCCUCUUCCAUGCACUUGGUGGAUAUAAUCAGAGAUGACUCGUCUUUAGAGAUUCAAGAAGUAUGGGAUAAUGUCCGUCUUCAUCUCCGCUGCCACUUACUGGAGCGACUGUCUACUCUUGGUGCAGAGGGUCAUGGAGUUUCGUCCUUGUCCAUCACUGAAAGGGUCCAAUGUCUGCAACAUUUCUGUUUCCUGUACCCUGAAUGUGAAGUGCUUGCUCAUUAUCAGGGCCAAAGAAGCCAGGCAACGCUGGCUCUUCUUCACUCAGCCAUGUGCUCCAGUCCACCCGGUGUAACAGGCUUUGACAGAGUGACUAUGGCUUUCCACUCUGUGACCCCAGCCCUCACUCAGGCCCUCACAGAGGAUGUCCACGUGCUUUCAAAAGUAGCAGAGCCACACACUAUCAUGGUCUUCCUAAAUGCAGCCUACCUCUGCCCUCUGGCUGGUGAAUUGUCCUUCCUGAUAGAGAGAGAUUGUAAGACGGCCCUCAGGGACAACACCGUGCUCAGUGGGAAGAUCAGGAAAUACUCAUCCAAGUCUCGAGCAACAGUUGCACCAAUGGAGCUUCCUGUAAAAAGCAGAAGCUUCAGUUUGACCUCCCACCAGUUGAGGACAUUAACCCAGCUGGCACGGACAUUGCUGGCAUUUGAGAGCAGAGUCAAAGAGCUGGUCACCAACAUUGUCUUCAUUAAUUGUACAGGGGAGACGCCCUGUGUAAAAGGCAUCCUAAAGAAGGCUAAGGACGACAUGGCAGCAGAUAGCAAGAAAUCCACAGUGCAAACUGAGUCCCUCGAGUUUGACUGGAGAUCUGCUUUUAGCAGUUUGGCCUCUCACAUGGCUCACUGUGUCAAAGUGGUGCUGGAUGAUGUUUGUACCAAGAGUCUUCAGCAGGAAGAAAGCAUCCAUUCCUCAGGGCACUACUCAGUCAUGCUGGAAAACAUAAGUGGACACAUGAGCAUCAACAGUAGUGACAUAAAUGUCAGAGAAGACAACUUCCAUGUCCAUUUGGAGAGAGAUACUCCUAAGAUGGUCGCCAAGUUUUGUGGUACAGUGGUUGAUGAAAUGGACGCCUUCUUACCUUUGGCAGCUGCCUGCAGGGACAAUUCUCUACUGGAAGUUCGAUCAAGCUUUGUGGAGGCUUGUAGCCGGGCAGCACUUGCCAUGCUUGGGCGUUUAGAUGAGAGAGCCCUGGAAGUACCAUCCUCUCUACCACUGAAGAACCUGUCUGUUCUUUUGGCCACUUCUAUUUAUGUGCUCCAACGACUGGAGCACUACCAUGCACGCCUAAACGACUCAACCGCUACUUUAGCCAAAGUGCACUUGAGCUUGCUGCCUGUCCAGAAGUACCAGGAAACAGUUGAGGCCUUGAAAGAGCAACUGACCAGCUACUCUGUCCAAGUCUGCUUAACAUGUAUCCUUCAGGAUGCAGAGAGUCACCAUUGGAAUGACCCCAAACCUUUUUAUGAGGGCGAGCGCUGUUCCUUUUCUGUGCAGAUGUGGUUUUAUUUCCUGUGUGGUCUCCGUAGUGAUCUGUGGGCUGUUCUACCACCGCAGUUGGCCAAAGACCUGCUGGGACAGGUGUUGGCAGAGACCUUACAGGUGUUGGUGCAGAGAUAUGCCAGGGCCCAGCCUUCAUACAAAAGACACCUGCAGAUCAGAUGUGACAUCACGGCAGUGUUGCUUUUUGUGGAGCAGCUGAUGUGGAGUGUGUGUGAAAGUCCCGACGCCUUGCUCUGCCGCAACCCUUCUUCAGCAAUCACCAUAAUAGCAGGGGGGUCGGACUGGCCCUACCAGAUCCACAGCUUAUGUGACCAAUUACUGACAGUCCUCAUCAUUGGCACAGCACCACUAUCUCUGUUAUAUGGGACAUUUAUGAAUAAACAUGCAAAGGAGUCCAUGCAAGUCCAGUCAGAUAGGCCUGCGGUCCACUGGUUGAAUGCUUUAGAACCUGAACUCUUCACAGAACCAGUUAUACAAGAUGGUCUUAUGGGCCAGGAAGCAUCUGCAUAUCAGCUCAAGUUGCUGACCUCUGACCCAGGAUGCAAUCCAAGGUUGCUACUGCAAAUGCUGCUUCACAGAGACUGUCACCUGCCCCGUGUUCUCCUGGAAAACUCUUAUUUUUGUCAGGAGAGCCACCUCGAAAUACCUCCAGAACAUUGUAAGGCAGGUGAUACCUUCAUUGAUGCACUUUUCAACAUUUAUACCUGCUUGAACGAUGUUCCUCAGGCCUUGACUCAGGCCCUUCAGCCAUACCUGGAGAGUGCACACGUAUGGGAGCAUUUGUACACACUGGCAGAAACAUCACAGAAAGAACCUGUGGUGAUCAGCUGCAUCCGGGUGAUAGUCACCAAAUCCACUAAUAGCCUCCUGACGCACCUGGUUUCCAUGUCGAUGGAGUGGCAGGCCUCAGAGGAGUCCGGUGGAGUCUUUGGGGUGAGAGAUGUUCCAGAAAGUGUCCUGGCUCAAGUUCCUAAAAGUUGGAAUUACAAACCAGUGGAAAUGCGAGGGAAAGAGACUGCUUCUUCGAAGACUGUCAUAUCUCUGGCCAUUCAAGCUAUGUCCUUCAUUUUCACCAACCUGCCGCUGGUGGUAGCAUCUUUGCCCCUCCCCAUCCGCUAUCUCUUCCAAGUGGCUGAGAAACACCUUUCCCAGCAUGCCCGGCAGCUUCGCUCUGUAGGCCUGUUACUCUGGUCCCUGUUUAACUGCCUGAUCCAUGGACUGGGGGACCUGCACUCGCUUGAAAAGAUCAGUGGGCUGGUCUUGAACUGUCAGGCCAAGGACCACCUGACCCUGCUGGCUGAGUGUCUGCAGGCUUCAGUGGGGAUUCAGCAGAAGGGAGUUCCCAAACCUGCGUUACACAAGGUAUUGCAGGCUCUAGAGGAAAAAAGACCAAAGUGGAUGAGCAUGCAGCUGCACAAGGCCCGCAAACUCUGCAUAGACAGCAUCCACGAGCUGGGAAAGGAGAGUGUGGUGGCUGCAGACGAACUGACCGAGCAGAAAAUGGGCCUGAUGCUGCUGGAGGUUUGCCACAAAGCAGGGGGCAGCAGCUACCUGAGGCACAUCCAUCACAUCAUCCAAGGCAAUGAGGACUUGCUGAUGUCUAAAUUGGGUGUGAACGCAGACUUCCCGCGCAAUCCUGCUUACUCGGUGAACUUUGACCUUGAUCAUUGUACAUGCACCAAGAAAUUCAAUCCACUUGAAGAAUUUGAUCGAAUUGGCAGAAAGAAGCUGAAUCAGGGUGGCUUGGUUGAAUGUGCGUGGGACUGGCCAAAGUUGCUGCCAGCAUAUCAAGACAUGUGUCAGGUCACCUUCAAAACUCUGUUCGCCAACAGGUGGGAGAUGCAGGAUGGUGCAGAGCUGGAAGAAGAUGAGAAAACGAUGGUAGAAGAACUUCGAAGAGUCUAUUUUGUUUGCCACUGCAGUGCAGGACUGCAGGAGUCUCGUGAAGCAGAUGAGAAGAUGGCUGAGCGGACCCAGGGGGGAUCCGAUAAAACUGCUGCCCAAUAACAGUCCAAGCAGUUGGAAUUUUUAUCAUGUUGUAAAUGUUUAGUUGUAAUACACACUUGCGGCUCUCAAAGUAUUUGAGUGUGUGUGUGUGUACUGGAUUCGGUAGGUUUGUACUGUAUGUAUCUGCAUUUUGUGACAACAUCGCUCCUCUCCUGCAGCAAGAAUGUUUCAUCUUUUUGGACAUCUCCUGAAAUCAGUUCUGGGAAAUGGAGGAGCCGCAUUUGUUUGUGCAGAACAAGAUGAGACUGUGUGAUCAUUGGAGGUUUUAAAAAAUAUAUUUUUUUCAGAGUGUGUGUAAAGAUGUUGGUGUCAGCAUCCUUUUUUUUCUUGCUGUCUGGAAAAAACCCCCAUCAAAUUACAGUUGGGAAGAGAGAUGAUGUUUGUUUUGAUUGCAUUGCAAUCUGUUCCAAAAUCUAGCCCACUCUGUAAUGUCUGUCAGUAUUCUGUGCAACCCAGAAUAGAAGGUAUAGUCUAUGUAAUAACAGGGUAUUUUUUUUAAAUUGUGUCCAUGUUUUGUAAAAAAAAAAAAAAAAAAAAGAAUUUCUCAAUAGAACAAAUAAAUGGAGUUUAUUGACUAACCUGUUUUUUUGCAUUCUGGAUGUGUUUGAGGUGAACCUUCCUAAUCUAAUAUGAUCUUAUUCAACAGGUACUUACUGCAUAUGUACUUCUUGUAAAUGUAUACCUCAUUAAGCACUUACAUUAUGUCUCAUUAGAUUGUGCAGGUGUACCCAGUGUU
Messenger RNA from Doryrhamphus excisus (bluestripe pipefish), 5093 nucleotides. Its product is annotated as KIAA0825 ortholog. NCBI's taxonomy places the organism in Eukaryota, Metazoa, Chordata, Actinopteri, Syngnathiformes, Syngnathidae. The record is from RefSeq and is a predicted model, not a curated record.